UUUGGUCCCAGGCCAGUCAGCAGCAGGAGCCAUCAUCGUUUCCUCUUGUCCCUGAAAUGCUGUGGGGGCUCAAGGCCCUGCCUCUGCUGUAUUUGGGGUUCCUCUCUCCGGUUUUGGUGGAUAUCAAGAAGACAGCAGUGGAAGAUGCUGUAUGCAGUACGGUCUCUUGUGUGAUUGAAUUUUUCAAGGCAUCUUCUAGAAAUCCCGUGACUGCGAACUACAGGCUUAAUGAAAAUAUCAGCUUCCAUGUUGGAACCAGCCAGCCCAGGGCCCCCAUGGGUGACCUCUCCACGGAGGAGGUGGAAUACUGCAUCCUGCUGACCCACAGCGCGCUCAGAAGAGAAAACAUGGCCUACUCACUCUAUGUGGGUCCAGGAGAGAAGAAAGACACUGUCCUGAUGGAGGACGCUGGACUCUCCAUGUCAGACCUGACCCAAAAGUCAGAGCUUCCCAACCCAGAAAGCGGUUUGGCCGGAGGGCCUGUGACAUUGACCUGUGCCAUCCAAGACACCUGCCAGGAGCCCAAAGCCCCCUUUCUCUCCUGGAAAGGCCCCACUGUGUCUUCCAACACGAUCAUCUUCAUCAACUCCUCAUCAGAGCAGGCUGUUGCCCCACAGCCCAGGGACCAGGGCACCACUCUCAGAUGCCACGUAAACCUACCCCUAGACAACCUGCUCAGCAGCAAAGUGCUCAAGCUGCAGCUGGUCUCACCUGCCAGGCUGCUCAACUAUUCCUGUGUGCUGACGAGGACACUGGUGUGUAGCUGUUCCUUCUUUGGGAUCCCCACACCCUCGGUGCAGUGGUGGUUGGGAAGAACCCCUGUGAGUGUGAAUAGUGCUGAUACCAUCCUGCACAUGACCACCACCACACUGGAACCCUGGACCAACAGCACCAUUAAUCUCGUGUGGGAACCAGAAGUCAUUAAGCGUCUUCGAUGUGAGGGGAAGAACCAAUAUGGAGUCCAUGCUUCCAGAAUUUUCUUGAUACCAGACAAAAGUUCCAUUUCCAAUGUGUUCCUGCGAGGACUGGUCCAGGGCCUUGUGUAUGGGACCAUAGCAUCUAUUUUAUUCUUAUUCUUCCUCGUUGUCCUGGUAAUGAAGGUGCUUGACUGGUGGGAGGAAAAUCAUACUUGCAAGAACACAGAAGCCCCGGCCCUCAAGAAACCAGUUUCAGGAGAAGCCAAAAUGGCUGAAGUUUGAAGCUGCAUGCUGACUCGCCUUGUCUGGGGGUUUGGGAUCCAGGCCUUGUUCAUUCGGAUACCAGGAAAGCUCCAUGGCUGAGCCAUGGUCCAGCCCCUCCACUGGGGAUUCUAGGCAGGGGCUCUACCAUUGAGCCACGUCCCAGCUCCUUAAUGAGGGAUUUUAGGAGGGGCUCUGCCACUGAGCACACCCCAGCCCCUCACUGGGGGAUUGUAGAACUCCACCACACUCGUAUAUGUCCAGUCCUCUUUUACAUUGCUAUUUGUUUUUGUUUUUGAGACAGGGUCUCACUAAGUCACCCAGGGUGACCUUGAACUUUAAGAUCCUCCUACUUAAGCCUCCUAGUAGGUAGGAUGACAGUUGUUCCUGGCCAUUUCCACCCUAAUUUCUUGUCGUAAUCCAUAUUGGAGUCUAAGUCAUCCGUGUGAACUCACCUUAACUUGAUUACCUCAGUAAAGUCUUGUCUCCAAAUGUAAUUGUCGUCUAGGUGGUAAGGGCGUGGGUUUCAGCACAGAAGUUAGGAUAAAGUGACAGUGUGGUUCAGUUGGUGGAGUGCUUGCCUAGCGUGCAUAAAACUCUGGGUUUGAUCCCCAGCGCCAUACAAUUGGGGUGUUGUUUACAUCACAUUCAUGCCAGCACUGGGAAUUCAAGCUACAGAGUGAGUUGGAGGUCAGCUUGGGCUAUAUUUGCCCCUGUCUAAAUAAAUAAAUAAAUAAAUGACAAAAAGGUAAGUCAUUUUUAUGACAAAACACCUUUUACCUAUGGCCAAGGAUUAAAGAAGCCAGCAGGACUCUCAGAACAGGAGCUGGAAUUCUGACACCAAGGAAAGGCAGCCCAGGGCCACAGAGAGAGAAAGAAGAAAGUCCACAUGGGAACUGCAGAUGGGUCAUGGUGCGAGCCAGACUCCACCUCAGACUCCAGAGGCAGAGACCUACAGCCCAGCCCUCCCUGUGGCUGGGCACAGGAGCCCCUCCCCCUCUCCAGGCCUUCCCCUUUCUCUCUCCUUUCUCCUCUUCCUCUCCCCUCUUCUCCCAUUCCUCUUCUUUCCUCCCCUCCUUGGCCUUUUCUUCCCUUUCCCUUUCCCCCUCCUUCCCUUCCUCACCUUCCUCCUCUCACCUUCCCCCUUCUUUCCUUCCCUCUCCCCCUCUUCCCACAGUCAUCCUCUCCCCUACUUCUGCUCUUUUUUAUCUCCCUUCCUCUGCUAUCAUGUUCCUCUUCCUCCUCCUCUCCUCUCCUUCCUCUUCCUCCCUUCCUCCUCUUCUAACCUCCAGGUAGUCUCAUCCCAGGUGGGUGAUCUGGUCCUUGCCUGUGGCUCAAGGGCAGUUAUCAGGCAGAGAGGGAGGGCCUUGGCUCUCCUGCAAGUCAUUCAGGAAAGGGUUAAGCAGAAGAGUGGAAGUAUAAGAAUGAAGGGUUCAGAGUGCUAGAGAGAGAGCAGUUGUGGGUCAGGCAGAGACAACAGGAGUGAAUCAACCAGCUACCUUUUCUGUGUGUGUUGAGACUGUAAAAAGAGUGCAGUUCUGAGUACAAUAUCACAUUGUUAGCCACAGUUACCCUGCUGUGGAUGGGCUCUCUGAACCUUACUCACUCUUUGUAUCUGCUAUUUCAUGUUCUUUGCUCCAUACAUCCCCAUUCCAUCCCACCCCAUCACAACCAUGCUUUACCCUGUUUCUGAUACCUCACAUUAUUCUGGUGUUUGCGUGCUCCAUGCACUUUAGGUGUAUAUGGACCUCUUUUCAGCUGUCCCUCCUCUCUUUGAGACAGAGUGUCAUAUUGCCCAGGCUAGUCUCUGAGUUGAUAUGUAGCCAUGGAUGACCUUGAACUCUUGAUUUUCUUGCUUUCAUCUGCCCUGUGCAGGAAUUACGAGCAUGCAUCGCUAUGCCUGGUUUCUGUGGUGCCAGGGUAGAUGCCAGGGCUUCAUGUGUGCCAGGCAAGCACUCUGCUGACAGAGCCACGUGCCUAGCUUUUUUUUGCCAGUCCUCACUCUUCCCUCCCUACCUCCUCUUUCUUGUUUAUCAAACAUUUCCCCCAUGGACCCAGGUGCCACAGUGAGUACUAUGGAGACAUAUGGUCAAGAUGGAGUGGUGACCAUCUAGACCAAGACACAGAUUUAUACAGCAGGGGUGAAGCAAGGCAAAUAACAUGGAUGAAGAUGCUUCUGUCCCCAUCUAGGCUUGUUCAACUCAGGCUCUUCUGGACUGCCUUUGUGGAUCAAAGGAUGACUAAGCCCCCAAGGGAAUGGUCCUAGUUUAGUCAGGAGGAGGAGGAGAGGAGAUGGCAGAAUGAACAAGGGUCAGGCAGACAGCUGUAUACCAUCUCCUAUUCACACAGAUGAAGGGAGCAACUGAGACCAGUCUGAGACCUACCCAAUCCAGCAGCCCCUGGGUCCUGGUGGGGAGUCAGCACACCCACCUUACAGAGCAGGAAACUGAGGCAUGCAUGGUUAAGGAGUUUCUAGGAAGAGAGACAAGGAAGGUGUGUCCUGUUCCUCCUUGCAGAGUCCCUCCAGGGUCCUUCUGCUGCCCACAGCAAGCCAGAACUAUUUUAAAACGGUGGCUCUGUUUUUGCAAUGCAGUCAAUAAAGGAUGAUGUCUUAGUCACUUUUCAAUCGUUGUUACAAAACACUGUGAUCAAGACAACUUACAGAGGGAAGAGUUUAUUGGGGGCGUAGAGUUCCAGAGGAUUAGAGUCCAUGACCAUCACGGUGGGGAGCAUGACGGCAGCAGGUAGGCGGGUUGCAUAGGUGAGCCGACUGACGGACGGGCAGGCAAGGCAUUGGAGCAGUAGUGAGCUCACAUCUCAUCCACAAGUGCAAGGCAAAGAGAAAGUAGACAGCUAAGUGGGAAUGUCGUAGGCUCCUGAGACCUCAAAGCCCACCCCCAGUGACACACUUCCUCCAAGAUGGCCACGCCUACUAAUCCUUCCCAAAGAGUUCCACAGCCUGGGGACCAACCAUUCAAAUAUAGGAGUCAGUGGGGGCCAUUCCCAUUCAAACCACCCAGAGACGGCUCCACAGAGUCCAAACACCAUGACAGGGUGAGCUUCUCUAAAUCCAAAAUGCGUAAGAACCUGAAACAGUUUAUUCUGAGAAAAGAUCU
Molecule: messenger RNA, 4294 nt
Organism: Meriones unguiculatus (Mongolian gerbil)
Lineage: Eukaryota; Metazoa; Chordata; Mammalia; Rodentia; Muridae
Product: sialic acid-binding Ig-like lectin 10
Exons: 7
Coding region: 57-1199 (380 amino acids)
Biological process (GO): cell adhesion
Cellular component (GO): plasma membrane
Molecular function (GO): sialic acid binding
Source: RefSeq, a predicted model, not a curated record